This is a messenger RNA of Myxocyprinus asiaticus (Chinese sucker), 3933 nucleotides long. RefSeq names its product TBC1 domain family member 12-like. The record is from RefSeq and is a predicted model, not a curated record. The transcript is spliced from 15 exons. Bases 381 to 2705 code for a protein of 774 amino acids. NCBI's taxonomy places the organism in Eukaryota, Metazoa, Chordata, Actinopteri, Cypriniformes, Catostomidae.
GCUGCGUGCGAAUCACAGUCAGGAUACAGUCAUCUACCGGUCUGAUACAGAAAAGUCUUCAUGGUUUAACGGGCAUGUCUAUUGAUCCACGUUCUUCGCUUGCUGUUAAUAAAUACCACAUUGUUGGUAUAUGUUGAAGGGCGGUUUAAAUAGAUAUUACACUGAAAGAGCAGCGGACUCGACAUUAAACUGCACCGCCUUGGCUUGGCUUUGAAUCCAGGAGGGGAUUUUGAACGAGAUGGAAAAGAUUGAGGAUGUACUUGAACAAAUAUAUUAUUUUUAUAUGAGAACAAACUGGGAAAACUACUGUGAUCAUUGGAUGUUUUAAAAGGGGACGACAGCAGAGGUUAUUGCUGCUAUCAGGGAUCGUUCUACAGCCGAUGGGUUAUCCACCCAGUGGGGUCGAGAAGAGCAGUGUCAUCUCAGAGUGUUCUGUAGAUUCACUACUGAAGCUAAUGGUGGAGUCAUCUUCCUCUGGAGGCAGGGGUGCUGAGGAAAGGACAACACCUCCCAGCAUCACUCAUGUUACAGAUAGGCAAGAGGACAUAAUGCAAGGCAUGUUCUCCCAUACUGAUACAUCACAGAGAGAGAAGAGCCACCUGCAGGGCAGGCAGGACCAUGAUCUCCUGUGUUCUGGUGCAGAAGGUCAGUGUGUUGAAGAACAGCAUCAGCAGGAGUGCCCGGGCCAGGCCUGUACCCCUCCAUGUGGCACAAAGCUGCCAAAUGGACAUGCAAGCCACAAUGCACAUAAAGUUCCUAAGUCAUCUCAACCUGCGGGAUGUGUAGACUUUAUUUUUAAAGACAACAAUGUUAUAGCAAACGGUGAGCUAUCGGAAGACUCCAGAGAUUUGAGUGUUGAAGCAGGAUCAAGUGGGGUUCAUAUCAGAAAUUUCAUGGCAUGCGCUCUCUCUGAAUUGGCCACAUCACCUCAAGAUGGUGAUAAGAAUAGAACUAUAGGAUCAGAACUUGUUUUGAAUCCCCAGAAUUCAGUGUUUGAGCAAGCCCUUGGGGGUGACACCACAAGUUUUCCUGAAUCAGAACAGCACUUUACCAGGAAUCCAUCAGGCAGUCCGUCAGCUGCUUUGACACAUUCCCUCAGGAAGUUUUCUUCUAGCACUUUCUUCAACGCUGACUCUAGACAGAAUCCAGAUGAUGACGAGACCUUUCCCUCAUCAGAUAAACAGGAUGACUUAACGUUCAUGGACAUGACUCUGAAUUCCAGGAACACCUAUGAAAUUAGUCGGCGUCAGAGCGCCCCAGACAACAUCCCUGGUGUGUUGAGUGUUGCUUCCACAGAUCUGACUCGGAAACAUGGCAUCUCAGAGAUCUUUAGCAGAAGUUUGUUCUCCAGAAAGCAGAGAGAGGCCCAGAGUGCACCAGGAUGGAAACUUUUUGGAAAAGUCCCACUGAGAGAGAGCCCACCCAAAGACUCCAGAACCAUUCAGCAGGAAAGUAACCCAGGCAAUCUUACAUCUGUAUCUACACCCAAUCUCUUAAGCUCAGGGGAGUACGAGGCCAAGGUGGCUAAAUCCAGCCAGAGCCCUUCCCUGCCUGCUCAGGGCCGACGGAAGAACCUGGAAUUCGAACCGUUGUCCACCACAGGGCUCAUACUAGAGGACCGCCCAGCGAAUCUUCCUGCUAAGUCGGAGGAGGAAGCCCAGCGCCACCGUCAGGAGUAUGAUGAAAUGGUGGCAGAGGCAAAGAAAAGAGAGUUGAAGGAGGCACAAAAGAAGAAAAAGCAAAUGAAGGAAAGAUUUAAACAAGAGGAGAGCAUCGCUAACGCUAUGGUGGUUUGGAACAAUGAGAUCCUUCCCAACUGGGAGAACAUGCGUGGCACACGGCGUGUGAGAGAUCUGUGGUGGCAGGGUCUGCCACCCAAUGUGAGGGGUAAAGUGUGGAGUCUGGCCAUCGGGAAUGAACUGAACAUCACCUCAGAAUUGUAUGAGAUCUUUCUCUCGCGAGCCAAGGAGCGCUGGAAGAGCUUCAGAGAGACAGGCAGUGAGACAGAGUCAGAGGUGGACAGUGGGGCGUCAGUUGCUGACCGGGAGUCCAGUCUGGACCUGAUAAAGCUGGAUAUCUCUCGCACGUUUCCUUCACUCUUUAUCUUCCAGAAGGGUGGGCCGUACCACGAUCUCCUGCACAGCUUGUUGGGUGCUUACACCUGCUACAGACCAGACGUGGGAUAUGUUCAGGGCAUGUCCUUCAUCGCUGCAGUGUUGAUUCUCAAUCUGGAGGAGGCUGACGCUUUUAUCGCCUUCGCCAAUCUCCUCAACAAACCCUGCCAGAUGGCUUUCUUCAGAGUGGACCAUGAGCUGAUGCUGAAAUACUUUGCAGCAUUUGAGGUGUUCUUUGAGGAAAACCUACCCAGACUUUUUAAUCACUUCAGGAGUUACACCCUCACCCCUGACCUGUACCUGAUCGACUGGAUCUUCACCCUGUACAGCAAGUCCCUGCCAUUAGAUGUGGCGUGUCGGGUGUGGGACGUGUUCUGCAGAGACGGGGAGGAGUUCCUCUUCCGCACGGGGCUGGGAAUCCUGCGGCUCUAUGAGGAAGUGCUGCUGCAGAUGGAUUUCAUCCACAUUGCUCAGUUCCUCACCAGACUGCCAGAGGACACACACCCCGAACGCCUCUUCAACUGCAUCGCCAACACCCAGGUGAUCAGCAGCAACAGGAAAUGGACACAGGUGUUUAGUGCCCUGGUGUAGGAUAAAGAAAAGGAAUAAAACAGCAGUCCUUCGUUGAGAAACUCUUUAUGUGACAAACCAAUUUGAGCUUUUAAAUGGACUAGAUUAAAUGCAAAUGGAUUGAUUAAAACAGAAUAUUGAAUUAAAAAUGACUCAUGCAGCAUGAAGAAAAAGAAAAACUUGAUGAACUUUUUUUAACCAAUGCCAGUAUUUCUGAAGUUUAAAAAAUGAUUUUAUUAAAUGAAAUUGCAUCCUGAAAAUGAGCCUUUGAGAAAAUAAUCAUGUUUAUUCACCAGCUUAACCAUGUACUGUACCUGAUACCAGCAUCACUUUAAUGCUUUUUUUCUUUUUUUUUUUUUUCUUUCCCAAGUUCCUCUUUGAGAGGACGACUAAAAAAAAAAAAAAAAAAAAGACUGACUGGUGCAUAAAAAAAUAAAAAUAAAAACAAGUUUAUGCUAAAGCUAUUAUUUUGAAGCAUUUCAUUUGGAGUCUGUUUGUGCACUUGGAGUUUUCAUAUUUGAUAUUGACACUAUUAAUAAACUGUUAGGAGUUGCCGGAGAAGAUUUGUUAAAAAAAAAAAAAGCAAGAAAGAAAAGAAGUGAUGUUGUUUUCUUCAGCAGUUUUGUUUUAUGGAGAGAAGAAAAAAAAGACCUUAAUGAAGUGCAAUAGAAAUUGUAAAAAUAUGCAUGAUGCAGUUAAGAUUGAUCCGAGCAUAUAUGCUGAAAUAAUGCAUAGGUUUUUUAGGUGCUGCAGAAGAAUUAUUCUGUCUGUUACAGUCAACAUCCCAUUCUGCAAUUUUAAUUUGUACUUUUAAAACACUAAUGUGUAACUUGAAACUAAAUCUUACUAAUGUGAAUAUGACAGUAAAGUGCAAAGGCUCUAAGUGAAUGAUGGAUAAAGAGGUUUAGAAGUUGCGGCAGUUAGAAUCACAAUACAUGUGUGGUAUAACAAUAAGUGGUGUAAUUAUUUGUCUGUUUCUUUUUCUGUUCAAUUAUUUGACCAAAUGCAUUGGUUAUCUUGGGAUUUCACUCGAAUAUUUGUGAAUAUGGAGUCUGGAAAGAUUGUUUGAUUUGGCUGUACAUUGCAUCUUGAUGAUAAAUGAUUUUUAUAUGUAAAUUGUAUCAUUAAUUCUGGAUUUGUUUUCUACACACUCCUGGUUUUAUUGUACAGUUUUCAUACUCAAGUGAAGAUGUAUUGUAAAUAGACAACACUUGAUACCAUCAAACGUGUAAAUAAAUGGCUAAAAGUG